This is a messenger RNA of Talaromyces rugulosus, 675 nucleotides long. RefSeq lists its product as uncharacterized. Gene Ontology annotation, cellular component: nucleus. NCBI's taxonomy places the organism in Eukaryota, Fungi, Ascomycota, Eurotiomycetes, Eurotiales, Trichocomaceae. The transcript has 3 exons. The record is from RefSeq and is a predicted model, not a curated record. Bases 1 to 675 code for a protein of 224 amino acids. Gene Ontology annotation, biological process: regulation of DNA-templated transcription.
AUGCUGGGACUUGUCUCUUAUGAGAGCAGUGACGAGGAUGAGAUCAACACAACAGAACCGGAGAUAACUCACAAGACUGCCUCUGAAGACAAGGAUCAUUCCCGUGCCAAGCAUGACGCGAACGUGGAAGAUAAUGCUGAACCCCAGGUCACAGCCAUGCCAGAUGUCGCCCCAGGCCCCGUUAAUGGGCCCAUGCUUGGGCCAAGUCAGCCCCAAGAAGCGUUAGUGUCUACCGAGGCUCAACCAAAAACGGACGACUCUUCUCUAUACACCACAUCUGAAGCUUUAAUACAAGACUUGACAUUACCCCCAAUUCCCAAUCUCGAGAUUCCUCCAUCGCCUCCUGGAUCUCCGGACCCAACUGCCACGAGCAAAGUAUCCCACUUCCUUUCACUGAAGAAACAAGGCGUGCAUUUCAACGAAAAGUUGUCUGCGUCUUCUUCCCUUAAGAAUCCAAUGCUUUUCACCAAGCUGCGAGAUCAUAAUGAUAUCAACGAUCACAAUCAAUACGCCACCGUUCUUCCGCAUGACAUAUGGAACCCUGACUCGUUACCGGAUUGGGCUUACAAGGAAGAACUUUGGAAAAUGCAACAGGCCGUCCGGCAAAAGAUUGAGCAGUCUAGCAAAAACAGACAAUCGAUUGAUUUUGUAUCCUCUGGGGCUCGGCGUGGGUGA